This is a messenger RNA of Botrytis deweyae, 564 nucleotides long. RefSeq lists its product as uncharacterized. The record is from RefSeq and is a predicted model, not a curated record. NCBI's taxonomy places the organism in Eukaryota, Fungi, Ascomycota, Leotiomycetes, Helotiales, Sclerotiniaceae. The transcript has a single exon. The coding region runs from base 1 to 564 and encodes 187 amino acids.
AUGGGCAACUGGGCUACCUUAAGCUAUUGCUGGGGUCAGGUUGGUGGCUAUGUAACUAAUGUCGCAAAUUUGGAUUGCAGAACACGUUCUAUAUCUAUGCAAGAGCUUCAGGCCACACUGAAAGAUGCCAUCAAAGUCACGAAGUGUAUGGGAUUAAAGUAUCUAUGGAUUGAUUCGAUUUGCAUUCUCCAAGGUUCCGAUGUUGCUGCCCAGGCAGAUUGGCUAUCCGAGGCAAGCCGCAGGCGAGAUUACUACAAACAUUGUGAUUUUUGUAUUGCUGCCGAUGACGCAUCUUCUGACCAAAUUGGGUUUCAGCGCAUUUUACGUACACAAAGGGCAAAUGUUUCUAUUUCCAUGCCGUUAGCUCACUGGCGACGCGCAGGGUCUUGUACAAUAUAUCUUCAAGCAGAUGUUAACCCCCAUACCCCGGUCGGCGUCGACCCAUUCUCGCUACUAGAGGAUGGACGCUUCAAGAACACGUUCUCUCUCCACGCGCUCUACACUUCAAUCAUGAACAACUUGUCUGGAAUUGCCAGUUUCAGAAACUCUCAGAAUCGAAUGUGA